Molecule: messenger RNA, 1589 nt
Organism: Galendromus occidentalis (western predatory mite)
Lineage: Eukaryota; Metazoa; Arthropoda; Arachnida; Mesostigmata; Phytoseiidae
Gene: Cerk
Product: Ceramide kinase
Exons: 9
Coding region: 33-1589 (518 amino acids)
Biological process (GO): ceramide metabolic process; phosphorylation
Molecular function (GO): ceramide kinase activity
Source: RefSeq, a predicted model, not a curated record
AUGCCUCGGACGAGUGUUCGCGAGCGAGGCGAAUGUUUGCAGAUAUCUUCAUCGAGUUCAAGCGCCUACUUGCCGCAAAGAUCUGCAACUGUCCCUUCCCGUCUGACUCGAGAAGCUCAAUGAACGUUUUCCAGCUCAUCAACAAAGACCCAGCGUCGAGGUGCUCCCACUGUCAGAACUCUCUCCAAGGAACCAAACCGGUGAAAGCGGAUAGAAUCUCGUCGACAGGUGAUUGUGUGGCCAGAAUAUAUUACGCAACCCAGAGUGGACCCGCGCUCCGAUUGAAGACAACCCAGAUAAGCUUCAAGGACAGGAGCGAUCGAGACACUUUUGUGCAGAUGACUGCUUCCGAGCUGCAGCCCCUGAACAGACCAAAGAAACUUCUCGUGUUCAUCAAUCCAUUCGGUGGGAAGAAGAAAGCGCGCAGCAUCUACUAUAAAAAGGCUUCCCCUGUUUUCCAAGUGUGCGGAAUCCAAUGCACGGUGGUGAUCACGACCCAUCCCGGCCACUCCAAAGAAUACGUCCUGGAAAAAGAUGUCUCGUCCUACGACGGCGCCGUCUGCGUCGGAGGAGACGGUAUGGCGAACGAACUAAUCAAUGGACUCAUGCAAUUAGCUCAACGCAAUUUGAAAGGCUCCGUCAUCGCUUCGAGCCCCCCCACAGCCUCUCUCCCUGUAGGAGUCAUUCCGGCUGGCAGCACCGAUGCCCUCGUCUGCACAACGACCGGCACGAACUGCGCCGUAACGAGUGCGCUGCACAUCGCCAUAGGAUCUCGAAUAAAUAUAGAUUUGGGGAGUAUUCACAGCGGCGGUCGCCUUGUGCGUUACUUCGCCGGUUUCCUGUCGUAUGGCUUUUUCGGUGACAAUAUUCAGACCGCUGAGAAAUACAGAUGGAUGGGCCCGUUACGUUACACCUGGACUGGUUGGCAGACAUUCCUGAAAAAUCAAUCAUACUCAGGCCAGCUCCGGGUGAAGGUCGUCGACGACUCUCAUGAAAGACACCAAAUGCCAGUUUGUUUGGAAGGUUGUGAGCGCUGUGCGACUACCCCAUCGAAACCUCCGAAUAUGCAAGGUUCGCGGGAAACUGUUUAUGAGGGUAAGAUGCUCUCUGUCAGUUGUGCUCUUAUAGCCAACCGGUGCUCGAAGAGCCGGGCUGGAUUUUCGCCAAAAGCUCAUCUGGGCGACGGCCUCAUGGAUCUCUGCGUAGUUCAAGAGUGUUCGCGUCUCAACUUCCUGCAAUUCCUCGCGGCCAUCGGCAACAGUUUCCGCCAAGACCCGUUCGACUUCAGUUUCGUCCGAUCGUAUCGAUCGUUGUCCUUCGAAUUCGUGCCGAUCGGUGACAGAAAACAGAACUCCGUAUGGCAUUGUGAUGGAGAGGUUCUUCACAACUGCACAGAAAUCACUGUGAAGUGUCACAACCAACUUCUGACGUUGUUCGCAUCCGGGGUGCAGAGUCCAGAACUUUCAUCUUCAUUAUCUAGGACUUCGUCCGUGAGCUCCGAAGUUCACGGCAUUCAAUCUCAGCGGAAGACCCUGGAGAAAACCUACUCCGACAGUCAAAUAUGCACGAAAGUCAUCUGUGGAAUGUGA